Molecule: messenger RNA, 2871 nt
Organism: Gossypium arboreum
Lineage: Eukaryota; Viridiplantae; Streptophyta; Magnoliopsida; Malvales; Malvaceae
Product: G-type lectin S-receptor-like serine/threonine-protein kinase CES101
Exons: 7
Coding region: 248-2614 (788 amino acids)
Biological process (GO): protein phosphorylation
Molecular function (GO): protein serine/threonine kinase activity; ATP binding
Source: RefSeq, a predicted model, not a curated record
UUUCCGAUCCACGCGAUACUCAAAAGUGCAAAGGAACCUUCGUUUACUUGUUACAGUGUUGAUUUCUGAAAUUUCAUCAGAACGAAAAUGUUGAAUCCUAAAGACGCGUACCCAACGCUGUCAAAGAAAUGAAUACCGUAGUGACCUCAAGAUUGAAACUUAAAACAGAACUGUAACUAGAACAGAAUAUCUAAGCCUAGAUAGUCACUACAAGGUAAUCGAUUUAAUCCCCAAGCUUAACCGAUUAAUGGGUAAUAAACGAAGACAACUGAUUUUCCUUAUUAGCUCCUUCACUUGUAUUAUAUGUGUUAGCUCAUCAGGUGUAGAGACAGACACAUUAGCAGCAGGUCAAGAGCUGAAGGAUGCAGAGUCGGGGUAUCUGAUCUCUGCUGGCGGGACAUUCAGGUUAGGAUUCUUUAGUCCCGGCUCCUCCAACAAUCGCUACUUAGGGAUGUGGUACAACCAGCCUCAGCCUGCAGAUAGAAAGGCGGUGUGGGUUGCCAAUAGAGACAACCCGUUAUUUGAUAAAUCCGGAAUCCUAACCAUAGAUGAAGUUGGCAGUUUGAAAGUGUCGCAUGGUGGAGGCAGUCCCUUUGUAUUAUCUUCUCCUGCUCGAACAGCUGGUAACGUAAGCGCUACGCUACUCGAUUCUGGUAAUUUUAUACUCAGGGAGCUGAGUUCAGAUGGUUCUACCAAGCGGAUAUUGUGGCAGAGCUUUGAUUAUCCCACAGACACGCUUCUUCCCGGCAUGAAACUCGGAAUUAACUUGAAAACUGGGCACAACUGGUCACUAAGUUCAUGGAUUAGCGAUGCCGUUCCUGCCACUGGGUCUUUUACCCUUGGUGUAGACCGCAGCGGUGCAAGCCAAUGGAUAAUCUCGUGGAAAGGGAAGCCCUAUUGGACUAGCGGGCUUUGGCGGAACCGCGACAAACAUUUCGAUUUAGCCCCAGAAUUGUCAAAUGAAUCUGACCACCACUUCAGCUACACUGAAAAUGAGGAAGAGAGGUACUUCUCCUUUUCCACGAAUAAAAACCACUCCAUGUCAGGAUAUUCCAUUACAUCUUCAGGUGAAAUCCUGGAGAGGUCAAAGGCAGCACCUUUUUGGAGCUGCGGUUUAUACAGAUCCAAUAACCUUGCUACCGGUUGCAUCCAGCCAACAGCGCACAAGUGCAGUACGCAUUUUGUCCAACAGUAUAAGCAUAGCAAAGCUUCCUUUAAAGGCAAAUUCAAGUUUGGAGAAUAUUCCAAUCUGAGCCUUUAUGAUUGCAAUGCCAAUUGCUCUAGCGAUUGUUCUUGUGUCGCAUUUGCUUAUGAUGACCGAACCGCCAGUUGCGACGUCUGGAGCAGAGGACUGAGUACCAAAAGACACCCCAUCUUUUAUAAAGAAACGACACAGCUCUACUUCAUGCUUGCGGACAAUUCGAGUGAAUUGGACAACUCAAUAUUCUUGGUGGUUUCACUGGUUCUAGCCUUGGGCUUUCCCUUAACAAUGUUUCUUCUCAUAGUAAAAGAACUUUUAAGAUCGAAAGUGGAUGAAACAGAAGUAGAGAUGUUAUUAAAUGAGCUAGGAGCCAAUGGCAGAAAUAAAGAGGGCAAGACAAACCGGGCGUUGCAAUUUUUCAGCCUUGAAACAAUUGCACAUGCCACGAACAACUUUGCAGCCACAAAUAAACUUGGAGAAGGUGGAUUUGGACCCGUUUAUAAGGGGAAGUUACACAGUGGUCAACAAAUAGCAGUAAAAAGGCUUUCAAGCAGCUCUGGGCAAGGACUGAAAGAGUUAAAAAAUGAAGCCCUUUUGAUUGCUAAACUGCAGCAUACAAAUCUUGUUAGGCUUGAAGGUUGCUGCCUUGAGAAAGAAGAAAAGAUGCUAAUCUAUGAGUACAUGCCCAAUAAAAGCUUGGAUUUCUUCCUCUUUGAUGCUGAAAGAAAGAACGUUUUGGAUUGGAAAAAACGAUAUAACAUCAUUGAGGGUGUUGGUCAAGGGCUUCUUUACCUUCAUAAAUAUUCAAGAUUGAAAGUUAUCCACAGAGACCUCAAGGCUAGCAACAUUUUACUUGAUGAUGACAUGAAUCCCAAAAUAUCAGAUUUUGGCUUGGCUAAAAUUUUUGGUCAUCACGACUCUGAAGCAAACACUGAGAGGAUAGUUGGAACGUAUGGAUAUAUGUCUCCAGAGUAUGCAAUGGAUGGCAUUUACUCUACGAGAUCAGAUAUGUUCAGUUUCGGGGUUUUAUUGCUGGAGAUAAUAACUGGCAGGAAGAAUAAUAGUUUCCAUAGUCUCAGUGGACCUCUCAGCCUUGUAGCAUAUGCAUGGGAGGCGUGGAAUGAGGGCAGAGCUUUGGAGCUAAUUGAUCCGUCAUUAGGCGAGUCGUAUCCAAAGGAUGAAGUGAUGAGAUGCAUACAUGUAAGUCUCCUAUGCGGACAAGACAACCCAGUUGAUAGACCAACCAUUCUAGAUGCCUUAUCCAUGAUGUACAGUGAAGGCAAUCAACUACCUAGGGCCAAACCGCCAGCAUAUUACUUUUCCAGGAGCAGGGAUGAGCCAGAGAUAGUGGAAUGCGAGUUGCAGAUUUUUUCACCAAAUAAUCUCUCAAUUACAGAGAUGGAAGCCCGAUAAGAAGAUCAACUUUAUAUUUAUCAUCCCGCAAAAACCAGUUUAGAGACUAAAUAAAAAGAUUGCAAGUACGGAAAUUUCUUUUUCCUAAUAUUUUAUUGUUUGCUACGAAUAGAUGACCUUCCCUAAUAUUGAAGUAGAGGUGAUCUUGGCCGGGCCGUGUAAAAUUUCGUGCCUAUAAAAUAGUAAAAUUUUGUCUCAGCCCAACCCAUUUGUAUUAAAUUUUAAAUUUUUAUAUAAAAAUAAAUUUAAAAAUAUAA